CCAAUAAAUCAAUAAUCCCCUCUCUCUCUCUCUCCUCCGAACACCCGCGUCUUCUCCAACUCACCACUCUCUCUCUCUCUAGAUUUUUCCCCCUUUUCCCAAUCAAAUCACAGCAAAGCAAACCUUCAUAUCCUCUCUUUCUCUCUCUGGCAAUGUCGCACUUUCUUUCUCUCUCCUCUUAAACCACUUCACUUUCUCUCUCCUCCUUAUAAAUGUCUCUUCUUCCCUAAAAUCUCAUAUCUUGUUUCUCUCAAUGCUACUCUCUCACUUCGAUCUGGUUGUAAAAGUGAGAGCUGACAGAUGUUGAAACAUAGCUUAAAAUGAGCCAGACAGAAGUAUCUAGAGCGGAGCCUCCUCUUGUUCCGCUUGGGACACUGAUUGGUCGUGAACUUAGGUCGGAGAAGGUUGAGAAACCGAUAAUUAGGUAUGGACAAGCGGCUUUAGCCAAGAAAGGGGAGGAUUAUUUUCUAAUAAAGACUGAUGCCAGAAUUCCAGGAGAUCCGUCAACAUCUUUUUCAGUUUUUGGGAUAUUCGAUGGUCAUAAUGGGAUAUCAGCUGCUAUAUUCACGAAGGAGAACUUGUUGAACAAUGUUCUAUGUGCAGUUCCAGAAGGUGCUAGUAGGGAAGAGUGGCUUCAGGCACUUCCUCAGGCCCUGGUUGCUGGGUUUGUCAAAACUGACAUUGAGUUCCAGCAAAAAGGUGAAAGUUCUGGGACAACAGUUACUUUUGUUGUGAUAGACGGGUGGACUGUGACUGUCGCAUCUGUUGGGGAUUCUAGAUGCAUACUGGACACACAAGGUGGUGUUGUUACUCUCUUGACAGUGGAUCAUCGCUUGGAGGAAAAUGAAGAAGAGAGGACACGUGUGACAGCUAGUGGGGGUGAAGUUGGACGGCUCAAUGUGUUUGGGGGAAACGAGGUUGGUCCACUCCGCUGUUGGCCAGGAGGAUUGUGCCUUUCUAGGUCAAUUGGUGAUACGGACGUAGGGGAGUUUAUUGUCCCUGUACCACAUGUUAAACAAGUGAAACUCUCUGAUGCUGGUGGAAGACUUGUUAUUGCUUCUGAUGGUAUCUGGGAUACUUUAUCGUCUGAUGCUGCUGCAAAAGCUUGUCGAGGACUUCCAGCUGAUCUUGCCGCAAAGUUGGUUGUUAAGGAAGCCUUAAGGUCAAGGGGUCUGAAGGAUGAUACAACUUGCUUAGUUGUUGACAUUAUUCCAUCUGUGCAUCCUGUCUUACCUCCACUGCCACAAAAGAAGCACCACGGACUGAGCGGACUGAUAUUUGGAAAGAAAUCUCACAAUCUAGCAAGCAAAUCAUCAAAGCUUUCUGCUGUGGGAGCUGUGGAGGAGUUAUUUGAAGAGGGUUCUGCUAUGCUUGAAGAAAGGCUGGGGAAGGAUUUUCCCAUGAACCCUGAGUCUGGCCUUUUCAGAUGCGCAAUCUGCCAGGUGGAUCAACCAACAAAUGAAGGUUUAUCUCUAAAUUCUGGGACAUUUUUUUCGCCCUCGUCAAAGCCAUGGGAGGGGCCUUUCCUUUGUGCUAACUGCCGAAGGAAGAAAGAUGCCAUGGAAGGAAAGAGGCCGAUUAAACCUACAAUUUCCAUCUAACAAUUAAUCUGGUGAUAUAAUCAAUUGUUUAUAUAUUCUUUCUUUUUUUUUUGUCUGGGAAGUGUGAGCAUGUUUUUGUCUCUCCAUCGUGUGUCUUGUAGAUGUGUGUAAGAAGUGAGAUACAGAAUGGAAGAAAGUUUAGUAGUUGAUUUUUCCCCAGACUUCAUUUUAACAUGUCGUGUUAGGUUACGAAUUUCUGCUCCGGUUUUGGAUGUACUGACAAAGAGACUUGACUGUUGUCUGAUCAUGUAUGUGAAAUUAGAUCGUUAGUUAACAACUUUCAUAUGUAAGUAAAUCAGUGAAUGAUAGCAAAUUGUAUGGUAAGUUCUUUGGUCUUUA
Messenger RNA from Beta vulgaris subsp. vulgaris (sugar beet), 1940 nucleotides. Its product is annotated as probable protein phosphatase 2C 5. Gene Ontology annotation, biological process: protein dephosphorylation. The record is from RefSeq and is a predicted model, not a curated record. Lineage: Eukaryota; Viridiplantae; Streptophyta; Magnoliopsida; Caryophyllales; Amaranthaceae. Gene Ontology annotation, molecular function: protein serine/threonine phosphatase activity.